AUGGACGAAAUAAUCAAACAAGUGCGCCAUUUAAAUGGAUACAAAAUGGGAGACCGCAAUAUUACAAUUCUGUGUUAUGCCGACGACGCUGUGCUAUUCGCAGAAAAUGAGGACGACCUCCAAAGACUAGUAUAUCUCUUCAAUCUAGUAGCAAAAUCUUAUAACAUGAUAACCUCUGCAUCCAAAACAAAGAGCCUGACAGCUUCAAAAAUACCUAUCAGAUGCAUGAUUGUCGUGGAUAACACAAUAAUACAGCAAGAAAUGAAAUUUAAAUAUCUCGGUAUAGAGUUAUCAGGUUAUGGCGAUAUCGAAAUUGAGGUAAGACAACAAACAACAAAAGCAAUGAGAGUGGCUGGAUGUCUGAACGACACCAUAUGGAAAAAUAAAUACGUAGGUGUCGAGAUCAAGUCACGAAUAUACAAGGCUAUCAUCAGACCCAUAAUGACCUACACAGCAGAAACCAGACCGUAUACA
This is a messenger RNA of Sitophilus oryzae (rice weevil), 474 nucleotides long. RefSeq lists its product as uncharacterized. The transcript has a single exon. Lineage: Eukaryota; Metazoa; Arthropoda; Insecta; Coleoptera; Curculionidae. The record is from RefSeq and is a predicted model, not a curated record. The annotation marks the transcript as partial.